Molecule: messenger RNA, 1704 nt
Organism: Glarea lozoyensis ATCC 20868
Lineage: Eukaryota; Fungi; Ascomycota; Leotiomycetes; Helotiales; Helotiaceae
Product: Cysteine proteinase
Exons: 2
Coding region: 1-1704 (567 amino acids)
Biological process (GO): regulation of proteasomal protein catabolic process; protein deubiquitination; proteasome-mediated ubiquitin-dependent protein catabolic process
Molecular function (GO): cysteine-type deubiquitinase activity; protein binding; proteasome binding
Source: RefSeq, a predicted model, not a curated record
AUGGCGACAAUUCCCGUUGUUAUCAAGCAUCAGGGCAAGAAGCACAAUGUGGAUCUUGACCCGUCCACCAACGGCGAGGUCUUCAAGCUCCAGGUCUACUCCGUCACCAAUGUCGAACCAGACCGCCAGAAGAUUCUCGUGAAGGGCGGCCAGCUGAAAGAUGACAUGGAGCUUUCGAAACUCAACGCGAAACCCGGACAAGAGUUUAUGAUGAUUGGAACACCCAGAUCUGGAGCGACCGCCCUGAGCAGGCCGAAGGAGGCUAUCAAAUUCGUCGAGGACAUGACGGAAGCAGAAGCUGCCCAGCAGGUGGGAGCAAUCCCCGCUGGAUUGACAAACUUGGGAAACACAUGUUACUUAAACUCGGCGUUGCAAACUCUUCGAACUAUUCCAGAACUCCAGGAGGAGCUUGUGAAGUAUGGUAGACCGGGCUCUGGCGCAUCGGCGGACACAACGGCUGCUCUGCGAGACUUGUACAAAUAUAUGGGGGAAACGCAGGAGCACUUUGCGCCCCACGUAUUUCUCCUUGCUCUUCGGGCGGAAAACCAGCAGUUUGCUCAAAGGGCGAAAAAUGGUCAUGGGUACGCCCAGCAAGAUGCUGAAGAGGCAUGGUCCCACAUCAUCACACAACUCAAACAGAAACUCUUGCUACAAAAGUCGGAUCCCAAUAGCAGUGAAAGCAGUGAAAGCAAUGCGUUGUCUUUUGUUGACAGGUACAUGACCGGCAGAACCACCAUCGUCACAAAGCAAGACGAAGGUGCCGCUGAUCAGGAGGGCGAAACGACGCAGGAGAUUUUCCUGAAGCUAAAUUGCAAUAUCAAAGGCACGACCAAUCACUUGAGAGAUGGGCUUAAAGAUGCCGGAGUAGCUAACAUCGAGAUGCGUGGUGGCCAUUAUACAAGGACCUCUCACAUCUCGCGAUUGCCGAAAUAUCUCACUGUACACUUUGUUCGAUUUGGCUGGAAAGAGCGUGCAGGCGACUCGGGUAUCAAGACCAAGAUCAUGCGAAAAGUAACAUUUCCACACGAGCUAGACAUGGUUGAGUUCUGUACAGACGAGCUUCGAGCAAAAUUAGUGCCAGUCCGGGACAAGGUGCGCGAAGUGCGAAAAGACGAGGAAGAUAUCGAGAGAGCACGUAAACGACAGAAGAAAAUCCGCGACAAGGAAGCCGCCGACGCUGCCGCGGGGAUCGUCGACUCUGUUUCCGCAUCCAAAAAUGAGAGCGAUAAAAAGCCCGUGGACAAAAAAGACUCAAAAAAGAAAGAUGGCAAGACCGCCGAUGGAGACACUGAAAUGGAAGACGUGGUAUACAAAACCGAUGCCGAGAUCGACGCAGAAAAGGCUGCCGCGCUGCUGGAAGCCAAAAAGGAACUUCACUCUCUGAUCAGCCAAGAUCUCUUGGACGACGAAGGAUCCAACAAAUCUGGUCUCUACGAACUCCGCGGCGUCGUCACCCACAAAGGCGCCAGCGCGGAUAGCGGUCACUACACGUCGUUUGUCAAAAAGCAAGGACCGCUCGAUCCCAAGACGGGCAGGCGCGGCGAGGAAGAUGGCAAAUGGUGGUGGUUUGAUGAUGACAAGGUAUCUGAGGUUGAAGCCGAUACUAUCGCAACGCUUUCCGGUGGUGGAGAAUCGCAUUCGGCGUUGAUUCUGCUGUACCGUGCUAUUCCGCUGCCUUCGGCUGAUGGGACUUCGGAUUUGUAA